This is a messenger RNA of Schistocerca nitens (vagrant locust), 1150 nucleotides long. It is a transcript of the gene Ppcdc, whose product is annotated as phosphopantothenoylcysteine decarboxylase. The transcript is spliced from 2 exons. The coding region runs from base 139 to 765 and encodes 208 amino acids. Gene Ontology annotation, cellular component: phosphopantothenoylcysteine decarboxylase complex. The record is from RefSeq and is a predicted model, not a curated record. Gene Ontology annotation, molecular function: FMN binding; phosphopantothenoylcysteine decarboxylase activity. Lineage: Eukaryota; Metazoa; Arthropoda; Insecta; Orthoptera; Acrididae. Gene Ontology annotation, biological process: coenzyme A biosynthetic process.
UUUAGGAUGUAGAAUGGAUCAUAAUUUGAUGACUAAAGAGGAGUGGUCGAAGCUAGGCCUUGGUGACGUCGAUGUAGAGUCGAAGAAAUAGACUUUAACGGACUGCAAUAUUGCGUAACAAAGUGCUUUUGAGGAACGAUGCCGAACACAGAUUUUAAAAGAACUCCCGGUGAUGAUGGCUCAUUGGAACAGAAGAAACGCAUUUUGAUAGGUUGUACAGGGAGUGUUGCUACUAUUAAACUGCCGAACCUUGUUGCGUUUUUGAACCAAAAAUAUGAUUUAGAUAUUCGUAUAAUUGUGACGAAUCAUGCACAGCAUUUUUAUUCACCUAAAGAUAUACCCUCCAGUAUUUCAGUUUACACAGACGACGACGAGUGGAGUAUGUGGUCCAGACGAGGUGAUCCUGUGCUCCACAUCGAACUGGCAAAGUGGGCCGAUAUUUUUGUUAUUGCGCCUCUUGAUGCCAAUACUUUAGCUAAACUAUCGCAUGGUAUGUGUGAUAAUCUGUUGACAUGUGUUGCAAGAGCCUGGGAAAUUAAGAAGCCACUGCUCUUCUGUCCAGCUAUGAACACAAAGAUGUGGGAACAUCCAAUCACAGCCAAACAAAUUGAGUCACUGAAAGAAUGGGGCUAUUGUGAAGUUCCCUGUAUCUCAAAAACUUUGAUGUGUGGUGAUACUGGUUUGGGAGCAAUGGCUGAGAUAGAUACAAUUGUUGCAGAGAUCAUGAGCAAACUAAAUAAGCCACAUGAGUCCAUGGCACACUGAUUUUAUGUUUUUCAUGUGUAUGUAACUUGUUAUACAUAAAAAAAAUUAUGUCCACAAACAGUGAUAAGUGUAAUUGAAGGACCUGAAUUUGGUGGAAGUCAAAUUACAGUCAGUUGUGUAGCAACUUAAAAUUUAAUACUUGUUAUGUACUCCUCACUACCAUCAUAACAUGCAUGAGCUAUGGUAUUUAUUGAUUUAUUGUUAUAUUACUCCUUCCUUUGCCCAUUCUCUGUAAUCAUAUUCUAAAAAGAACGUCCAGUUUUUCAGGGAUCAAGUUUGGCUAGGCUAUGUGUAGUUUUGUAUAUCAUUGUAUAACUACAUAAUAUAACUCAUUUUUAACGUGAGUAUAUUUUUUCAGCUUUAUUGAGUAAAGCCUUUUGACAAA